AUGGAGAGAGCCAGGCAGGAGCCUCCGCAUCAGGCGCGCCAACUGCCUCGGACGACCCCUCCGCGCCCUUUGCGCCCCGCUGUGCCCCCGCUGCCUGUGGAGAGUGCCUCUUUUAAGGCAGCGGCCGUCGAGGCCUCCCAGUCACCUCCAGCCUCUUGUGGGGCCGCCACUGUAACCGUAGCCUCUUCGUGCGGAGAGGCACAGGGGUCCGAUAUACCGCCUGCGGCCCGGCGGCUGCUGCAGGUGAAGCCAGAACAGGUGCUCCUGCUGCCACCUGGGCCACCACUGCCUCCAGCGCGGGACGAAGCGGCGGCUGCCUCUCCUGCGCAGGCGCGAUUGGUGCAAUUGAGGCCAGAGCUUGUCUUGCUCCCGCAGCCGCCGCCGCCCAUGACCGAGGGCGCCCCCUGCAGGCCCGAAGUGCAGUCGGCGCAGCCCCGAGCGCUGCAGGUCAAGGUGGAGAAGCAGGAGGCUGGGCCUGGCUCGGAAUGGUCAUCGGGGCCUUGGAGGGUCGUCGAGACUGGAUCCAGACCUUCGGGAGUAGCUAAAGUGGAAGACCCCGGGCUGGCCCUCGACAGCGGGCAAGAAGAGGAGAAGGUCAAAUUGGAGGCCGAGGAGGUCAUGAGGAAUGUGGAGAAAGUCGGCGAAGACAAGAGCCUGGUGACAAUCAGAGAAGAAGCCAUUAAAACGGAGGAAUCCGAGAGACUCCACGGAGACUGCAGUCUCAGUUCGGAGCCCCCGCGCAGUGACUUGAUCCAUAACAGCAAGGAAGUCAUCCUGGCCCCGCCUGCCAGCGCCUUUGGGUCACAUCAGCAAGAUCUCAGGAUCCCUUUGACACUUCACACGGUCCUCCCUGGGACCCGGAUCCAAUUUCAGGGACCUCCACCCUCAGAACUGAUAAGAUUGACCAAGGUUCCCCUGACACCUGUGCCUAUUAAAAUGCAGUCCUUAUUGGAACCUUCUGUAAAAAUUGAAACUAAAGAUGUCCCACUCACCGUGCUUCCCUCAGAUGCAGGAAUACCAGAUACUCCCUUCAGUAAGGACAGAAAUGGUCAUGUGAAGCGACCCAUGAACGCGUUUAUGGUUUGGGCAAGGAUCCACCGUCCAGCACUAGCCAAGGCUAACCCAGCAGCCAAUAAUGCAGAAAUCAGUGUACAACUUGGGUUAGAAUGGAACAAGCUUAGUGAAGAACAAAAGAAACCAUAUUAUGAUGAAGCACAAAAAAUUAAAGAAAAGCACAGAGAGGAAUUUCCUGGUUGGGUUUAUCAGCCUCGUCCAGGGAAGCGGAAACGGUUCCCUCUCAGUGUUUCCAGUGUAUUUUCUGGUACCACACAGAAUAUCAUCUCUACAAAUCCUACAAUGUAUCCCUACCGCUCACCUACCUACUCUGUUGUUAUUCCCAGCCUACAGAACACCAUCACUCAUCCAGUUGGUGAAGUCCCCUCUACCAUCCAGUUGCCCACACCUUCAGUUCAGCGCCCAAGCCCCAUCACACUUUUCCAGCCCAGCGUCUCCAGCACUGCGCAGGUGGCUGUCCAGACUUCAAGUCUGCCCAUCCGUCCAGCACUUCCACAGCAGCAUUUUGCGGGGUCCUCCCAAAUGGACACUCAUCAGCUGCAGUCUGGAGCCAGUCAUUCUGUGAAGAGACCUACCCCUGUCUCACUGGAGAGCACCAACAAGAUUCCAACUAGUGCAAGUACUGUACAUGUGAGAUUUGCAACCUCGACGAUCCAACCUCCCAAGGAGUAUCCUAGUGUUUCCACCUGCUCCAGAAGUGCUCCGAUCCCCCAGCCUCCUCCCAUCCCACACUCACAUAUCUACCAACCGCCUCCCCUGGGUCAUCCGGCCACCCUGUUUGGGACACCAUCUCGAUUCUCUUUUCAUCACCCCUACUUCUUACCUGGACCUCACUACUUCCCAUCAAGCACAUGCCCUUAUAGUCGACCUCCUUUUGGCUAUGGAAAUUUUCCAAGUUCAAUGCCAGAAUGCCUUGGUUAUUAUGAAGACAGGUACCAAAAACAUGAGGCCAUGUUUUCAGCUUUGAAUAGAGACUAUCCUUUUAGAGACUACCCAGAUGAACGCACACACAGUGAAGACUCUCGGAGUUGUGAGAGCAUGGAUGGGACUUCAUACUAUAACAGUCAUGGCCACAGUGGAGAAGAAUACUUAAAUCCUGUGCCUCAGCUGGACAUUGGAGCCCUAGAGAAUGUCUUCACAGCCCCAACCUCUACUCCGUCUAGCAUCCAGCAAGUAAAUGUCACUGACAGUGAUGAUGAAGAAGAAGAAAAAGUGCUUAGAAAUUUAUAA
Messenger RNA from Elephantulus edwardii (Cape elephant shrew), 2304 nucleotides. RefSeq names its product SRY (sex determining region Y)-box 30 (gene SOX30). Gene Ontology annotation, biological process: regulation of transcription by RNA polymerase II. Bases 1 to 2304 code for a protein of 767 amino acids. Gene Ontology annotation, molecular function: sequence-specific double-stranded DNA binding; DNA-binding transcription factor activity, RNA polymerase II-specific. The record is from RefSeq and is a predicted model, not a curated record. The transcript has 5 exons. Lineage: Eukaryota; Metazoa; Chordata; Mammalia; Macroscelidea; Macroscelididae. Gene Ontology annotation, cellular component: nucleus.